CACUCCUAGACUUCGCAGAGGUGAACAAUGCCAGUAAUGCUUACAAACCUCUCCGGCCAUCACAGAUUCUGCAAUCAGAAAAAUUCGUGUCGCGCAUUAUAGAGGUAUUGAAAGAAGAGUAUGUUAACUCUUUCGAUGUCAAUAUUCCGAAAGAAAAGCUUGUUAAUUUGAGUUCUGCCGUUGCUCUGCCAGACCAAAUAGCUUCCGAAAUACUUUCAAAGAGAAUUGUUGGUAAAGAAGAAAGUCAGAAGUUUCGUUUAGAGCGCAUUGAGUCUAGUGAGGUCAAAUUUCACGAUCUGAUAAAAAGACGAAAGUUGCAAAUGUUCAGCAAUUCAAGUAAGAAAGUUACAAUUGAGGAAAACAAGAAAGUGAAAUCUGUUGAAGUUAAUCGGAAUAUCUUGGGAACAUUACUUUCAUUUUCAGAAAAGAGUGGGCAAGCUAUUGAUCUUAAAAAAGCACUUGAAUACCCUUUGUGCCCUGUUCCGCUAAGCUUGGCUAACCCCGACGGAUCCAGAAGAGUAACGACGAAAAGCAAGUUAACCGAAAUUAUAAUCAAGAAUGUGAAAAGCCCUGUAUUACACCCAAGGGAAAGUCAACCCCGGAAAGAAACCGUGUCUGCGUUUAUUGUCGACAUGAUGGCAAGUGUUAGGAGCAUAACGCAAGUACCAGAAACGUAUGAAGAUCUCACGUGGAAGUUUUUGCAGCAGCUGCCGUCUGGAUACAGUCGGAUUGACAUUGUCGCAGAAACAUACCAAGAAGUUUCACUUAAGUCAGCAGAAAGAAACGCACGUGGGAUUUCAAGCAAAGUGAUGAUUCCUUCAGACAAAUCGAAAGUGCCUCGAAAUUUUAGCGAUGUUUUAAGAAAUGACGACAACAAGCGGCGAUUGAUAUAUUUAAUGCAGGAAACCAUCAUUGCAAACAAGGCAAAGGCUUUGGACUUGCUACGCUGCCAGGAAAUCUACUUCUCAACCUAUCAAGAUUGCCGCAAAAUUACACCUGUUUCAUGCAAAAUAGAAGCUGAGUUAAUUAGCAAUCAAGAAGAAGCUGAUACCAAGGUCGUACUACACUGCUAUCACGCAUUGACUCGUCAUCCCUUAAAAAAGAUCUUGGUAAGAUCACCUUCAGGUGAUACCGAUAUUCUUGUCAUCUUGUUAAACAAGUUGCUUGAGCAUCAAGACCGUGUAUAUCUCGACUAUGGAAAUGGAAACAUCGCAAAGGACUUUGGCUGGCCGAUAUCGAUUUACCUGAGGAGAUCAAGAAGUGCAUGUUGGGUUUUCAUGCCUUCACCGGGAAUGACUAUAUAUCGUCAUUUUUUCGAAAAGGGAAAAUGGCUUGCUGGAAAAUUGUUGAAAAGUAUCCCAGGUUCGUUAGUAUCUUUACGUCACUUGGUUUAUCUUGGGAAUUGGAAGAACAAUUAGCUGAUGCUCUUGAACAAUACGCGUUUGUCUACUAUACGGCAGCCGAAAGAAGAGAGUAAACGGCGUGCGAAGCGAAAUCUUCGAACGUAAACACGUUAACCAAAGAAAGGUUAUCGAUAUAUCGCAUCUUCCACCUUGCAGGUCAACAUUACUCUUACAUUCGAAAAGAGCAAACGUAAUAGCGAAAAUAUGGAAUUCGUGGCACGACCCAAUGCUAGAAGAACCAGAUUUCACACACAAUGGUUGGAAUAGUUUAUUUGAGAUAUGCUGGAUGGAUGAAGCUUUUCCAAGGGAUAUGAACAGUAUUCUUCUUGAACCAUUAUUCGAUGCUGAUAAUGAUAUUGACUGUGGGCUGGACGAGGAGAGUGAUGAUGAGGAUUGA
Messenger RNA from Paramuricea clavata, 1800 nucleotides. NCBI's taxonomy places the organism in Eukaryota, Metazoa, Cnidaria, Anthozoa, Malacalcyonacea, Plexauridae. The record is from the annotation of a GenBank genome assembly.